CACAAAUCCAAAAGAAAGUUGCACCAAUCUACAAUUGCUCAGCUGUGAUUGAUCUUCAAAACAGGUACCUACUCCCCCAGAAAUGAAGGACGCCGUCCCCACACUUACGUUCACUUCAUACUUUUUGAAACCUCUCAUGCAGAGCUGUAAUCUUAGCAUUUCUAUUGGAUUACGCACGGGCACUCACCUCGAAGCUUGAAAAGAGUACGGCCAUAUUUGAGCGGAAGAGAAGAGUAGCGGCAUAUCCUCUAUACAAGCCUCUUAUUCCAUGUUGCUGGUAUACCUCUUUUGCUAUAGGCCAUGGUCCUGAAUACUUCCUUUCCGACUUGUUCCGCUCCAUUUGGUUUUGAAGGCGGACCUUAACAAGUUCAGCUGGAUGAGCGACUACACCACUAAUGGAUAUGUAAGGAAAGUAAUAUAAAGGCAAUGUUAAAGUGAAACAUCGAUGUAAUAGAACACAUACCAGCCAAACUGAGCCUGGUCUUGUCAGAAGAUCCUGGCAUAGGCUCAGUAAAGAACUUUAAUUUGUUCUCGAGGAUCAGUAUUCUAUAGUUAUGCAGACUGCCCAUUAAGAGUGCAUCAGAACAACCCCAGCUAAUGGCAGGUGCUAGACCGCCCUUGUAGAGCGCCAGUAUAUUCUCCUUGAGUAAUGUCUGGCGCAGGCAGUCUAUCGGACCUUUGAAAACACCAGGUGUAUACUAUUUACCUUAAUACUACUCCUGUGAGCCAGUUGUUCCUAUCAACUCUUAUACUCACGUAUCAAAUGGGUGUCCUGUAGCAUGUCAGCCAGGGUACGUAGCGAGGAGAGAAGACAUACCGACGACCAUUUUUGUCAAUCCUGAGCCGAUACCGGCGAAGAAGGACCUCAGCUCAGAUCCUUGGUCGGAUGUGCUGCUCAUUCGUCUUGACUGCGAACUUCGAACAUGCGUGUACUUCUCUUCAAGGAGGAGACGAGUAACUACAAAGAUGCACUUACUGAAGGUGGCUACGAUACUCUAUUCAUACCCGUUUUGCGCUCGAUAUCUGUCGAUAUACCCCGCCUAAGAGAGCUUAUUCACAAGAGUGCUCAUGAUUAUGAUGCCGUACUUGUUACAUCACAGAGAGCCGUGCAGGCAUGGAAAGAAGCCAGUAUAGGUAUAGAUUCUCCUAUAAGUUGGAGUAAUAUACCAUUCUAUUCUGUCGGCCCGUCAACUAGCAAUGCUCUACAGACACUAAAGGAUACUAUCAACCCCGAUUUAGCUCCUAGAGAUGUGUUAGGCGGUGAGGAAUCAGGAAAUGGUAACCAACUGGCGGAGUAUAUACUCUCACGUGAGGAGAAACCACGCAGGAUCCUUUACUUAGUAGGUGAUAAGACGGCGUCGGAGUUAAGCAAUAUCCUACAAGACCAUGGAGUUGAGAUAACGCGUCUACAGGUCUACGCGACCCAGCAAAUAGCCUCUGAGGAAAUUGAGACAACUUUAAAACAGAAGGAGUGUACAGAUACCGUCUGGUCUGUGAUAUUCUCCCCUAGCGGUGCAAAUGUCAUAGUACCUGCUAUCAAAAACCUCAAACUAGAUACUAAGUUAGCCAGUAUCGGUCCAACGACUACUAGACGUCUUCAGGAGAUGCAUAUGAAUGUGGAUGCUAUGCCUGCCAGGCCAGACGCUCGCCAGUUGACUGAGGAGAUGCACAAGAGUGAUACUGUAGAUCGUACCUAGUGCGUAGAUUCACUAAUGGAUGACCACAGAUCUUUGCGAAUAUUUAUCGGAUUUGUAAUUUUAAGUUUACA
This is a messenger RNA of Wallemia mellicola CBS 633.66, 1768 nucleotides long. RefSeq names its product tetrapyrrole biosynthesis, uroporphyrinogen III synthase. The transcript has 4 exons. NCBI's taxonomy places the organism in Eukaryota, Fungi, Basidiomycota, Wallemiomycetes, Wallemiales, Wallemiaceae. Gene Ontology annotation, biological process: uroporphyrinogen III biosynthetic process. The record is from RefSeq and is a predicted model, not a curated record. Gene Ontology annotation, molecular function: uroporphyrinogen-III synthase activity. The coding region runs from base 924 to 1697 and encodes 257 amino acids.